AAAGUUCUUCUUCGCUGUCGAGAAGAGGUGCGUGCGCGUUUCGAAACCGAACACUUCCUUCUUGCAUUGAGGGAAGCAAAAAAAAAAAACAAAAAAAUACCCCCGGACCGCGGAGCAAAAGGGAGAAAACAAAACGUGAGAUGUCCACCGUAAGAGGUUAGCUCGUGCAAAUGCUGCAAACCAGAUAGCAGGCAUUGAUUUUCACAAAACCGCGCUGUAUAGUUUGCUAAAAAGAAACAAAAUGUAAAUGGUGCUAUAAUAGUUUAGCUACACCGUGCUGAACCGGUGCUGUGGAGUGUGGAAGCAUAAUAACCCCGUGAAGCAUAAUUAUCAUCGAGCGAAAGCACGUUGCAGAGUAUAGUGUGUCGUGCAAUUGUUGUGAAGUGUGCUGCACGAGAAGAAAAGAGCACAAGUGAAAGUGUUUUAUAAAUGAUAAACCUGUGCUUUACAUACAGUGCAAAAGCUUUAGUGAGUGUUUGUGUGUGUGUAUGUGUGUAUGUGUGGUUCGUUUUCGUAUUGUGCGUAUCAAAUGCAGCCCAGGUGUGUUGCAGCAAGCCGGGUGAUUUGCAUAAGUGUGUAAAUUAUCUCGCCACUGUGGCAGGGUGUGUAACUCGUGUGCGCUGCUUAAAAGCUCGGGCUUUGUUCGCUCCGGUAUGCUAGCAUGAAUGAAAAGGCGAGCCGGUGCCAUACUGCUGUUGCGGAACAGAUGUAAAGCGGGAAAAAUUAACACGUGUCCAAACUGCAAACUUGCAACGCUGGUUCAGUCCGCUCCCGAAAGCAGCAACCCGGUGCAAAAGAAGAGGUGCUGUCCGAACGGCGAGGUGUUGAGCAUUAUUACGCGGAGCAUAAUUUAUUAAUGGUGCUGACGAUGCAAUAAACAAAAAAAGCCACCGCCAAGCAAUGCACAGUAGAAAGCGAAUGAAACAAAUGUUCCUGCCGCAGUAUCAGCGUCCGCGGGGCGAUUAAAGAGUUUUGCUCGAUAAAGAGUCUUUAGAGAGGGUUGAUGUGUGUAUGUGUUGCCCCUUCAGUCGUCGUUUCUAACCAUGAACGAACCGAUUCGUUGUUAAACAUAUCACGCAUCGCGCGAACCGGGUGCGCUAUGUUCGUUUGCUAAAAAUCGGGCAAGAUCGGUUGCUUCUCUAUCCGCACCAUUCACUUUGCCAUUGCACGGUCCCCACCACACGUGUACGUGUGAGGGUGUGUGUGUGUGUGUGUGUUCGUGCGUUGAGUGAGCGGAGCCGAACGCACCGGGGUUUAGCAAAAGCAGUCAAGGUGGCCGCGUCGAAGAGAUCCCGCGGGACCUCGGCGUCCGAAGGUCGCCUUGCGCCGCCGGCCGCAUCGACGGACAGUGUCGGCGGUGGGCAUACCGCUGCAACGAGCAAUACCACCGCCACCACCGUUGCCACCUCGUCCUCGUCCGGCGGCCCGACCAUCGAUCCUUCCACCGCCAGCCUACGGUCGUCCAGUUCGCGCCAGGGUUCGGUCGAUGGCGUGAUGCAACGAUGCGGCCUCUGCUCCAUCAUCUCGAGCCUGCUGCGGCGCGCCAUGUGCGUCGGGUCGCGGCGUGGUAGCGGCGAGUCCUACUACCAGGAGCUAGCGGAAACAAAUGUACGUCAAUGUGUUAAAUACAAUGAAUCUUCAACCAUCGCGGACGUCGCCACGGUGGAAACGACGGACAGCUCGAGCUACAAACGACUGAUAUCAACCACAUCCAGUAACGCCCCAACGGCAGCGGCUACGACGACGAUCGUGGCACUGCAGACGCCCACCGCGACCACCCCAACCGUAAUGCUGCUGCACGGUGACGACGAGAUGGAGGAGGACGAUGCGCGGCGGGCACUGAACGGUGCGGCCGUGCGACGAAUCUCCGAACAGGACCGGCCCCUGUUCGAGGCACUGAUGGCGGAGGAGCGCGGCGAGCUGCCCCGGCGGCGGCACGCCUGUACCGGCCGCUUCCUCACCAUGCACAAGCGCCGCAGGAAGAAGCUGCUGACGCGCAGCCUCGCCCUCGAUCAGGCCAUCCUGGACGAUGUGCUGCACGGUCAGGUGCAGUGCAUUCUCGAUCGCGUCAACCACUGGCGCUUCAACGCGUUUACGCUCGAGACGGUCACUGGUGGACGCUCACUGCCGGUAUUAUGUGUUCAUCUGUUCCACUGGUACGGGCUGCUGGACCACUUCAACCUAGACGUAGUUAGAGUAUGGAAAUUGUUUAGCUUAAUCGAGGAAGGCUACCACAGCACGAACCCGUACCACAACUCGAUACACGCGACGGACGUCACGCAGGCGAUGCACUGCUUCUUGCAGGAGAAGCGCAUCCUAGAGAAUCUGAGCCCGCUCGAAAUCAUGGCCUCGCUGAUCGGUGCCGUCACGCACGAUCUCGACCAUCCGGGCGUGAACCAGCCGUUUCUGAUAGCGACCUCCAACCAUCUGGCGGCGCUGUACGAGAACACGUCCGUGCUGGAGAACCACCACUGGCGGUCGGCCAUCGGCUGCCUGCUGGAGAGCGGCGUCGCGGAACAGGUGCAGGACAUACGGCCCGAGCUGGAGCGGCAGAUCAGCUCGCUCAUACUGGCGACGGACAUUACGCGGCAGCAGGAGUUUAUCGGCCGGUUCCGGGACUACCUGAGCCGGGAUGCGCUGGACAUGCGCGACACCACCCACCGCCACUUCAUCCUGCAGAUAUCGCUCAAGUGUGCGGACAUCUCGAACCCGUGCCGCCCGUGGGACAUCAGCAAGAAGUGGAGCACCAAGGUGUGCGAGGAGUUCUUCCGGCAGGGCGACUACGAGCGGCAGCUCAACCUGCCGGUGACGUCCCUGUGCGACCGGCAGUCGACGACGGUGCCGAAGAUACAGACCGGGUUCUUUAAGUUCGUCGUCACGCCGCUGAUGGACGAGUGGCACCGGUUUCUCCGCACCGAUCUGUCCCACUCGAUGAUGCACCAUCUGAAGUACAAUCAGACGCAGUGGGAGAGCAAGCUGCAGGCGGAGAUCAACGAGGAGACGCGCACGGAAAUCUCGGACGCCGAGCUGCUGGACGAGGAAGACAUUGACGGUGGCGAGGAGGAUGGUGCCGGUGAGGAUGAGGCGGACGAUUCGCAUCAUCUCGAUUUGUCCGACAGCUCGGAGGUGCUGCUACCGCUGGCGAUGGCCAAGCUUGGCCGAAGAAGCUCACUGCAGGUGGCUGGUUCGGCGAACCAUGGCUUUGCGGGACGGAUGCGCAACGAGCGUCGACUCUCCGUGCCCGCGACCCACUGCAUCCCGAAGAUUAUCCUACCGGCGAAGGAACCCUCGAGCGGUGGCCGUUCCGGUGGUGGUUCCGGAACCGGCGAGUUCACCCUGCAGCCGCCGGAAUCGAUCCAAGAGAGCGAUGAGCACCGGUUCGAUGCGGACUCGCUGUCCAUCUUCUCCUCCGACAGUGACAGCUUGCACCGGGGAGCGCGCGGCUCCUCGACCGGCAGCACCGCCGACCGGGAGCGACCGCUCAGUGCGGAAAAUCUGCUGCCCGACUGCAGCAUCGCCUCGAUGACGGACGGUGCCUGCGGCGAUCGGCUCAAUCUCGUGCUGCACGGUGCGGUCAGCGUGGGCAACACGGCCAACCUGCUCACGGUCGGCACGUCCAAGCAUCUGAUCCGGCAGCAAACCUUCCCGCCGCUGCAACCGUACGUCCGGACGCGCUACAUGUCGUCGCAGGCCGAGCUGGGCGCCUGCCCGGAGGCACUGCUCGAAUCGCACUCGUCCAGCUCGAACAGCAGCGGAUCGACGAACGCAGCAGCGGCGUCGGCCGCCCUAUCUAACGUCGAAUCUCGUGGCCGCGUACUGGCGACCAGAAAGGACAGUAUCAAGCGGGAGCAGCAACCGGACGGGGCCGGCUCGUCCCAGGCGGACGGGGCGGGCAAGAUCAAGGUGCCGAAGCUGUCGCUCGGCCAGAAGGAGAACCUCGACCCGUCGAUGCUGAAGCGCAGCCUGAGCAGGCGGCGCGGAUCCGCCCCGGUCACGGUGGCGCUGCCCACGAAGGCGAGCGAAACGGCGGGCGGAGCUGCGAGCGGCGUUGGCAUCGUCGGCGAGAUUGGCAAAUCGUUCAUCAUCAAAACGUGCGAUCUGAUGCGGCGAGGUUCGAUGCCGGUUGACGCUCUCAUCCACUCCAAGGAUCUUCCCACGUCGCACAGUGCGGCUGGCAGUGCCACCGCCGGUGCGGCCGGUGCCGUACCUUCCAACGCAGCACAGCUACCGAACAGUCUCGUGGCACCACCGUACCCCGGCAUGCAGCGGCGUGGGUCCGUGCCGUGCGAAAGCACCAACAAUGUGGCGCUCCGGAGCAGCUUCAGCAUCAAGCGGCGCAGCACGAAGAAAGCGAUCCGCCGGCGGUCAUCCGGCGGGGCGGAAAUUCUCAGCCCCAUUCUGUCGGAGGAUGCGGCCGGUGGUGGCAGCAACGGUGCGGGUUCGUCGUCGUCGUCGUCCAACGCGUGGUACCGGAUCAAGCGCGAUUCGGGCCACCGGCGUGCGGGCGACAACGAGAGUCUGCUGUCCCGGCGGCGAGGUUCCCUGCCGGUCGAGGUCCUCGCGAUCGGUUACUCCGGUACUCUGCGUCACUAGAAGAGUGUAGAGGAAUGUUGGAAUUUCCACCCCACAAACCAUCACAUUGUCGUUUGCCAUUUCCAUCAUUCCAAUCAUGUCCAACCGUCGAAGCAAAACCCCGGUGGCAAGGCAAUCGCGGCGCUAAACUGUAGCGAUCUAAUGCAAACGAAAACGACGCUACGAUAAGGCUGUCCCGGCACAGAGGAAAGAUCAAAAUAUCAUUCUCCAGUGGUGAAAAUUUCUUGAGGGGAGAAAAAUUGGAAAAGAGAAGAAGAAGUAGAAAAAAUGGAAAACAGAAAUAACAACAAAAACAACAAAAACAACCCUUUUUGCUCAUUCCUACCACCGAUGCUUCCCGCCUAUAGUCGAGUUAUAGAGUGUACACGGAACUGAACAACUACACAAAGCAAGAUGAAUGAAAAGAGAGAAGCAAAAAGUAGACAAGACAACAACAACAACAAAAACACACACAAACAAACAUCAUGCAUUAUGGAUAAGAAUACAAGAACUGAUCAGUUUCAAUGAGAACAAAACAAAAUUGAAUAAACCUUAGCAAUGUGUGUGCGUAUCAUUAGGAAAUCGAAGAAGAAGAAUAAGAAGAAAAAACACUUGGAAAAAAGAAAGGAGAAGAAAUCCCAUAUUUGUCCCCAUUUGUUGUGUGUUUGUGUGGAGGGGGUAUAAGUGAAUCAGAAGAAAAAUUAAUCAAAGCUAUAUCGAAACACACUAGAAUGAUCGGAAAAAAAUCCAAAUAAAUCUGUGAGUGGUAGCAUAUUUAAAUUGACUAAACAACAAUCGUUGAUAAGUGUGCGUAAGUGUGUGCAUUGGUGUUGUAGCAAUUGUAGAACGUAAUGUUAAGAAAGAGAGCGUAAGCGACAUAAAAGGAAAGAGAGAGAGAGAGAGAGAGAGAGAGAGAGAAAAAAAAACAUUAAUAUAAAAACACCCGGUUAACGAUAGGCAAACUACUAAAAACACACCACCAUCUCCCGCCGUCCCCGUCCCCUCUUCGCCCCUUUAGUUAGAAAACGGUGCUUAAAAUCGGUGUAAAGAAAAGGAUAAAGACGAAACGAACCACAAGUCAAGGCAAUGUGUGUGGGCGCGCGAUUUGGAAUGCAUGUAAAAGAUAAAAAGUGAACAAAAGUGAAAGGAAAAUGAAAGUAAAAUAAUGCCCGAAAUGGGGGAAAACCCCACACCAUCCGGCACACACACACACACAACUGGAGAGCUUAUGUAAACACACACACACAUACAUCUCUACAUCUCUCAAGAUCAAUUCUUCACUUUGCAUACACCACGAUCAAUUUAUCUCUCGCCAUUCUACAUCGCACCAUCGUUCUAUCGAGUCUAUAUCAAUCAUUUGAAUCAUUGCACUUACUAUACACGUCACAUUCGUCCCUUUUUACUAUACUAUAAGGAGCUGGUAUUCCUCGAAUGUAAGUGUAUGCGCAAGUAUGUGUGUGUGGGUGUGUCUAAUUUUCUUUCUGUUUGACAUUAACAAAUUAUGCCUUCCCAUAUUCGUCUGCACUCGGAAUGUGCAGGAAUAGAAAUCGUUUUGCCCCUACUUCAAAUGCAUAUAAUUUAAUGUGGAAGAAAACAGCACACAAGAACUCUUUUCCAAAAACAAAGAAACACAAAAAGGGGAAAGUUUUGUGUUAAGAGAAAGAGAAAAAGAAAAGAAGAAGAAAAUGGAGAAUAAACAAAUAAAUAUGCUAGACGGUAGAACCUGAACGCUGGCUGGUUCCAGCCCAAGGAAAAGAAACAGAAACAUAAGCAGUAGAAGUAAACAGUAGGCAACGGCAUGAGCAAAGGUGUGAAGCAACUCUUCCAGCCAAAAACCAUGCAAAACCAACAAGAAAUAGUAAACGACAUGAACAAUACAUAUAACUUUGGUCUGUAGGGCGCAUAGCACAAUAGAGAGGAAAAGAAGAGAAAGAGAGAAAGAAAGAAAGAAAGAAAGCGAACAUUAGAAACCCAUUGGAGCUAAGCAAACAGAUAAACUUCCACACAAAAACACAAUACUUUUCCAUAAAAAAAAGUUUUGUAACGUGAAUUGACUGUGAAAAGUGGUGCAUGAAGAAAAUAGGAAACUCUCUUCCGUUUUAGUGUAGCUAUUUCGAUCCAAUCAAACAGGAAAAGAGCAACAACAAAUAGUAAAAAAAGACAACAAAUUAGAACAAUAAAGAAACAAAAGUAAGCACAUAAUAGCGGAAGCGAAACAGAAGCAAAAUUCGAAUUCACAAGCGCAAAAGAAAAAAACAACAAAACGAAUCAAAACAAUGCCACACUUUGGCAAAAAAGUGUUAUUUAUUCUAUGUUUAGUAUGUUUAAGUUGAGCAAUAAUAUAUUAAAUAUUUGUUACUUUUCACCUGCUUUAGUUUCAUCAAUAACCCCCAUAUCUAUUCUAUUUUAUUGCUUUUUGUUUGUGAUUUGAAACACACUCUUUUUAAAACGGUUCCCUCCUCCCUUUUUUUGGCUUCACUUUCCUCCAAUAAUCGAAUAGGAAGGAAGAUACUCCCAUCUUAGCACAGCUUAGAAAUCAACAAUUACCAAAACAAAACAAACAAAACCAACAAAAACAAUAGAAAAUAUCGCAUAAAUAGUUGGCUUUUGGGGCGUGUUUUGCGCGCACGUUUCAGUGUGCCUGUGUGAUGUGUGUAUGUGUACCAGCAAACAGCCGUGUAGCCGACGUACAAUAGCGUUAAACGCGGUUAAGAAGCCUCCUCCUUUCCCUCUCGUCGUUCCUUCUCUGACUUUUACGUCAAAAUAGUAAACAAAAUGUGUAAUAGAAAAACAAAUGAGAGAUGUGUAUUGCUGUAGCGUAAAUGUCUCAACCAUAGAACACAACAAAAUAGAAGCAACAAACAGUGCAGUGCGUUGAAAGGAAAGAGAAAAACAAACAAACAAACUGGAACUUUACACAACAACAUAACAGUAAAAUAGAAACAUAAUACUAGCAGUGAGCGUUUCCCUGUUGGCGUUACAGUUUAAGCGUAACGCAUAACACACACACAGACGUGACGCAAAUUAUCCUGGUAACUGUUUUUAGAUGUAUUUUUCGACUCUUCAUCCUGGGACCGUAACCUCAACACCUCCCUCCUCCACUGGUCGGUCUGGAAUCGAUGCAAGGAUGGGAAAAGGAGGAAUUUGGUCCAAGUGUAGCACUCACAGACCGCACUCUUUACCCAUUUGUAACUUUGUCCUUUAGACGCAUUUUCUGCAACGCAAGUGUUUGCGACGUGGUUGAGUCAGUCUUUCCUACUUACUGUAUUCACACACACACACACGCACUCCGGUGUCCUUCGACGAUGGCGAUCGUCAAACUUACUUGAACGAACUUUAAUGAAACGGAAAUUGAUAUCUAAGCGUACACGCCACUUCAGUCGACGUCGGUGUUGGAGAGCGUGUUUUGUGUAAAGCCGGUCCUCUCCCCCCACUUCCCCCAUUUAUCCGAUGUGUGUAAAGGUGUAUGGGGAAAAACGAGCACUCAACUACGCAAAAAUAUUUGGAGCAGGAGCUUGGAAACGGACAAGAUUUUCUAAGCAAAUAAACUAAAGUAAAAUACAAACAAAUAAAAUUGAAAUCAUCCAUCAAACAUACGGAAGCGAACUUCACAAACAGAACGUUAACAACGUGUGGUUAACAUUGUGGCAGAGGAACCUACAAUAGCAAUGAGCAAACAUACAUGUAAACCCUUUUUGGAACCAGCCAUUCUUAACAUUACAAAGCAAAACAUAUACAAAAAAACCAACUGCAUACUCGAGUCUGGCACGAGAAAGAUGCAAAAUGGUGUGAAAAAGGUGGAAAUAGAAUAUCAAACAGAACAGCAAACAGUCACAAAACAGGAACAGCAAAAGAAUUAAAAAGAAUGUUGACCAAACAAAGCAACAAACAAAAGAAUCCAAAUUGAACCAUUCUACAACUAGUAGUAGCAGCUACUAAAAAGCAGCAACAUUAAAGAUGAAAAUCCUAAUUUUCCAUACUCUACACUUUUGUGUAUGUUGUUUCUCAUAUUACGUACUACACACUUUAAUUUACCAUCAUCACAGUGAAUAAACCAUUGGAAAAUCAACCUUUACUACUAUCUUCAACUCCUUUAACGAGCGCAACAACACAAAUAAGCAUUAAAUUAAGUGUGUAAAAUAAACCAAAAAAACAACAACAAAUGGAACAAAACCUGAAUGUCCCUCUCUAACGUCCAUCAAACAAUGAGAAACUGAUAAAACAAUGUAAACAAAAUGGAAACCCAACAUUGAAUUGCAGCUGGAAUCAAAAUUCGGAUCGAAUCGAAUCGGACGAAACUUGCUGUGAAAAGUGUAAUAGAUGAAACAAAUAGAGAACAAAAAUCAAGAAGAACAGUUUCUUUACGAUGUCGUUUUUUUUCUUGUGUUUUGUUUUUAUAUGUUUUCUAGUUUGCUCGUACUUUGUACUGUCUUCUCUCUCGAUCGCUUUUCUUUAUUUUUAAAUGUUUUUAUAUUUCUUGUUAUCUUCUUUUCAGUAAUGAGUUUAUUCUUUUUCAUGUAAUAACCUUUCAUCGCAAUCUGUUGAAAUCCUUCUAUUUCUAUCUAUUUUCUUAUCUUAUUUUCUCCUUUUAGAGACUAUUUUCAACACCUAUCUGCUUCCUUUCAGCUUUUUUUUAACGUUUUAACGUUUUUUUUUUCUUAUUAAAUAGCAAAGUUCGACCACAUUCGCUAUAAAACAAGUCUCCGACCAUAAUGCGAAGGAAAAGAGGAAAACACACUCAUACACAAACACCCACACACUAUGGACCAAUUCUUCACUAUUCUAUACAAUGCUAUUACUACUAAUACUACUACUACAACAACAACUACUACUAAUAACACUACUUUGUACUGUACAUAGAAUGUAGCUCAAUUUACUCGUAAGCUCCAAACGCUGUCACUUUACCAAAACCUUCCAUUCGAACGACUGAACAUUGCAAAACAUCUUAAACAUUCAAAAUAUCUUGAUCAAUUUCACAACAUUUUUUAAAGAUGAUUUUAGUGUUGUCACCAUUUUGUUUGCAACGAAGAGGAACAAGACUCUCGCAAACUAAAUCAAAAUCGAUGGAAAAUAUAUGCACUAGUUGUGUAGGCAUCAAAUCGACAGUUUUCCAAAUCCAUCCGAUAUUUUGUCGUAGAAAAUUUUCAUAUUUUUUUUUAAAUCAACUACAUAUAUAUUAUUCUUUCCCGCACUAACUUGUGCUCUUUCAUUUUUUUGUUGAAAAUAUAUUCAAUAAACAAAUCAUUACAUUAAAAAAACACAUUCAAUAUAUCAGCUAAGAUCAAGGAUCGGAGAAAUGUGUCCGAUAGGACGAUAUUAGUGCGAAACGAGCGAAACAAAUCGAAUAUGAACACAGAAAGGUUUACGGCAAAAAAAAAACAAAACAAAAAACUUUACAAUAAGUGGUAAUUAAAUGGAUAAGCAUUAGCAGAAGAAAACAAAACCGAAAGCAAAAGAGUCUAAUCAAAUUCGCCACAAAAGAAGAAGAUGCAGAAGAAAAAGAAGAAGAAAAAGUAGAAGAAGAGAAGAAAAAAGCAACAAAACUACUUGUGUAGCAAAAUAUCCCGGGUGUGUAUGUAUGUGUGUGUUUUAUGUAAUUUACACAUUAAGCAAAGGAAACGAAUUUCCCUUCUUACUGUGUGCAUUCGAAUAUAAUGCAAAAUAGAGAAGAAAAAAAAUACAAUGACAUAAAAUAGAACAAGCAAAUUAAAGAGAAAGGUCACAACUUAAGAGAAAAAAGCUGUGCAUUAAAUCACAUUGAUCGUACGUCUUUCCACGAUACAAAACAACAACAAAAAACAAAUCCUUCGAUGUGUUAAAAUCUAAUUAGAAAAUGAAAAAAAAUUAACAGCAUGAAAAAGCAAAGAAGAGCGUGGCGAUAAUUGAUGAACAAAAGGACUGAAACACAAACAUAUUUGCAGCACACUAAAACAGGCUAGAAAAGAGGGUAACGAAAUCACGAAUUUUGCGCUGUUUGCUUGGAUCGAUUUGAUCAAAUCUUCUCACCAUGCUUCUUCUUCUUGUGUCACGAGCUACUCAUACGGGCUCUCAACUAAACUAAUGCCAGCCGGUCUGGCUAGAGAAUGAUAAUCGCACUAUCCUGAUGAUGAGAAUGAUAAUCGCUGUCCUGUUGUCAUUAUUUGCACCCUUUUUUUAAUCAACUCCAUACUUUUUGGUUUUUUGAAGUCUAUAAUGAGAUGGAAAAUGGGAGAGGGAAACGUUGAACUGCUUUCCCUCCGUCCAUGGUUUGAACAAAUGUUACCACACCGAUAAGAAGACAGUUGCUGUGUCAGAAGGGGAAAAUGGCAAAAAUAAAACCCACUCCACCGCUCGGGGUUGGAAUCUAAUAGUCGUUGAACUCCCAUUUGCAUGCCAGAUAAGUGUUGUAGUCAUAAGCGUAGAAGAAAUUAAAAAAAAAAACACACACAAAAGUUAAUACGAUGUGAG
Anopheles arabiensis is the source of this 11019-nucleotide messenger RNA. RefSeq lists its product as uncharacterized. Gene Ontology annotation, molecular function: 3',5'-cyclic-AMP phosphodiesterase activity. Lineage: Eukaryota; Metazoa; Arthropoda; Insecta; Diptera; Culicidae. The record is from RefSeq and is a predicted model, not a curated record. Bases 1495 to 4593 code for a protein of 1032 amino acids. The transcript is spliced from 8 exons.